This is a messenger RNA of Saxophila tyrrhenica, 528 nucleotides long. It is a transcript of the gene mxr1, whose product is annotated as Peptide methionine sulfoxide reductase. The transcript has 2 exons. NCBI's taxonomy places the organism in Eukaryota, Fungi, Ascomycota, Dothideomycetes, Mycosphaerellales, Extremaceae. Gene Ontology annotation, molecular function: peptide-methionine (S)-S-oxide reductase activity. The record is from RefSeq and is a predicted model, not a curated record. The coding region runs from base 1 to 528 and encodes 175 amino acids.
AUGGCCCUUCCUGAGGGUGCAGAGAGAGCGACGAUUGCGGCGGGUUGCUUCUGGGGUGUUGAGCACAUGUACCGAAAGGACUUUGGCAGCAAAGGUCUGCUCGAUGCACGAGUGGGAUACAUCGGCGGCAACACGAAGGAUCCCAGCUACCGCGCCGUAUGCUCCGGUGCAACAGGACAUGCCGAAGCAUGCCAACUAGUCUUCGACCCGCAAAAGCUCACCUACCGCGAACUCAUCGAGUACUUCUACCGAAUGCACGAUCCGACGACCUCGAACCGUCAAGGCCCAGAUGUCGGCUCGCAAUACCGAAGCGGCGUCUUUUACCACAACGACGAGCAGAAAGCGGUCGCGGAGGAAGUGACGAAGAAAGCGAACGAGCAGUGGUGGAAGAACAGCAUCAGCACCGAGAUACUGCAGGCCGGCGAGUGGUGGGAUGCUGAGAAGUAUCAUCAGUUGUAUCUGGACAACAACCCAGGCGGGUAUGAGUGCCCAAGUCACUUUUUGAGGAAGUUCCCGCCGUUGCAGUAG